GACACAACAUAUAAGUCCUUCAUCAGCUGAAGUACACAAACUCACAUCUCGUUUAUCGAUUCCAUUCGUAUUUUAACAGUCAAUUUUUCUUCAAAGACAGCUAUGGCACUAAGGGACAUGUCAGACAACUUCCCAAUAAUCGAGGGAACCUUACUGGCCUCCCGCUAUGAGGUCCAGGCCUUUCUUGGCGAAGGCAGUUUUGGAAAGGUUGCUAAGUGUGUGGACACUUCUACCAACACUUAUUCGGCCAUAAAAAUCACCAAGGACCAUCCCAUUAUUGCUGCACAAGCACUGGAGGAGAUUAAGAUCUUGAAAGAACUGCAGUCUCUUGAUCCAGAUGAGUGCAAUUUUGUAAGAUGGGCCGGCUUAUUCUACCACCAAAGAUUCAUUUGUCUACAGUUUGAGCUUCUGGACCUGAGCCUGCGUGAUUAUAUGAAAGAGAGACAUUACCAGCCUCUCUCUGUGCAAUGCAUCCGCCCUGUUCUGCAUCAGGCAUUUUACUUUUUACCAUUCUCAGUAUUAUCAAGUAUAAAGUUUUUUGACAAAAGUGAAUAAUUAUUUAUGUGCACAGUUGUGGCCUAACAAGAAUGGUAUAAUUUCAGCUGAGCAAAGCACUG
Messenger RNA from Mugil cephalus (flathead mullet), 617 nucleotides. Its product is annotated as homeodomain-interacting protein kinase 1-like. Lineage: Eukaryota; Metazoa; Chordata; Actinopteri; Mugiliformes; Mugilidae. The transcript is spliced from 3 exons. Gene Ontology annotation, biological process: positive regulation of transcription by RNA polymerase II; peptidyl-threonine phosphorylation; intrinsic apoptotic signaling pathway in response to DNA damage by p53 class mediator. Gene Ontology annotation, cellular component: cytoplasm; nucleus; PML body. Bases 103 to 555 code for a protein of 150 amino acids. Gene Ontology annotation, molecular function: transcription coactivator activity; transcription corepressor activity; ATP binding. The record is from RefSeq and is a predicted model, not a curated record.